AUGGCGCCGCCCCGGACCGUCGGAUCGUCCACGAGCAUUCUCCCGCUAAUCAACGCCGGCCACGUGUCCUCCAUCUGGCACGAUAUCCUCCUCAAUCCGCCUCCGUCUCCCGCCAAUGAAUUCUCCUCCCCGCGCCACCCCGGUCCCCCCUUCCCCGCCUGCACCUUCUCCUUCGUCUGCCGCUCCGCCAAGUCCCCGUCCGCCGAUUGCGGGAGCCGAGAGCUUCGUCGCCGCGACGACCCCCUUUUCUUGCGGGAGAAGCGGAAGGUCGUGUUGGGCCUAGACGGCAGUCAUUCGCUCUUAACGGCGUGCGACAACGUACCUCUUGAAGCGCUGGAGAUCGGGUCGCAGACGCGGGAACCUGGCGACGUGUACGACGUUUUCCCGCUGCUGGCGAUGCCCCUGCGACUGCUGGGGGCGGAGCGAAACAGCAUGCCAAUUUCGUGGAGGAUUGUAACCAUCGCAGCGGACGACGAGCUGGUGACGAGCGGGCAGCUGAAACAUUCCAUGCGCGAUUUGUUGGAUCGCGUUCGCGAUUGGGCGAACAAAACGGAUUUCUUUGGCGAAAUCGUGGGACCAGGCCGCUCCCCCAAUCCCUGCUUCGGCGCCUCCCCCUCUCCCUCACCCGCGGAUGCAGCGGAAAAAGAAGCGCGGGGAAGACCUUUAGGACUUGAAGGCUUGAGAACAAAGAGCCUGGAGAGGGGAGCGUGGGGCGGCGGAAGCGGCGGAAGCGGAGGAGCCCUGAUGCGAAUCUCACGAAUCGGCGGUCGAGAUUCGUUGAUCGGACGCGUGACGUUAGGAGCGGAGGAACCCGGGGAAGAAUGGGGAAAGUCUGCACGGGAAGCAGAGGGAGCGGAGGAAGCGGAGGAUCAAGCGGAGCAAGCAGCCAUGGAAGCCAGGGAAGCAGAGGCGGCGGAGAAAGCAGCAGAGCAAGCGAGGGAAGCGGAGCAAACGGUGCUGUACGCUCACAGCACGUGGCGGAUCCUCUGCCCCUCUCUGCGCCGCCCUGUUCUCAAGCGCCUGGGCAGCUCGCACCUGCCCGAGAAGCACCAUGGCGGCUCGCACCUGCCCGAGAAACAGCAGCAGCAACAGGAGCGGCAGAAUUGGCUUGUCCGCAGCCCCCCUGUACCUGCAUGCCGUUCUGCCUAUGCUCUGCCGGAUUCCUCAUAUUCAGCCUCGUCUGAAUCAGAUUCGAUAUCGUACAAGGCCGCGUGCUCCAGCCGGGUGGCAGCUAUGGGCUUCCGGGUUUGGUCUCUCCUCGUGGGGUGGGGCCGAAUGGAGGAGGAAGCAGAGGAGGAGAAGGAGGGGGAGGAGGAGGAGUGA
Messenger RNA from Closterium sp. Naga37s-1, 1323 nucleotides. NCBI's taxonomy places the organism in Eukaryota, Viridiplantae, Streptophyta, Zygnematophyceae, Desmidiales, Closteriaceae. The record is from the annotation of a GenBank genome assembly.